This is a messenger RNA of Cherax quadricarinatus, 1446 nucleotides long. The record is from RefSeq and is a predicted model, not a curated record. Lineage: Eukaryota; Metazoa; Arthropoda; Malacostraca; Decapoda; Parastacidae.
GUAAUAGUGAUGCUGGGUCUGGUGUCAGUGGCACUGGCUGCUAAGUUGGGAGUUUUCUUAGAUGAUGAUCCCACCACUACUACUGAGGUACCCAAGCCAUACAACUUCGGCUUCGAAGUGAGGGAUGACAACACAACCAACUACCAGAACAGAGCCGAGGUGUCCGACGCUGAGGGCCGCGUCAAGGGCUCCUACAGCUACGUCCUCCCAGAUGGCUUCGUCUACACCGUCACUUAUGAAGACAACAAGGAUGGACAGGGACUCAAGUCUGUUGUUCGCAAGGAGCCUUCAGGCAUCGAUGUCAUCAUUCCAGUACCGAAGCAAAAGAAACCAGUCGAAUUCCGGAGUGCUGCACAACUAAAUUAACAUAACUUAAUACAAGAUCCUCAUGUACAAUCCCUUACCAGGGAGCUUUUUAGGUUCAUAAUUCAUCCUAGUUUAUAUUUCAUUGUCAUAUUUUUUUCACCUUAAGUACCUUUACAUGGUUGCACAUUUCCUGUUCAUGUUUUCUUUCAGUGCAUUGUUUCCAUAAUUAUUGCGCUAUUCACAAAAAAGCUCUAAAUCUGUGUGGGUCACAUUGCACCGUGUAAUUAUUAUAUGCUACUAAUGUCAAAUAUGGCACUAAAAAUGUAACUAUUUGAUAGACCAAUAGAGUUCAUUGCACAUUUUGUAUCCAGUUUGCUACAGUAUUUUGUGGGAUAUUUGGCAGUGGUCUGUCUGCAAUUAUUUUCAUUUAAAUCUUUGGUCUUCAGAAUUAACUGUGUAGGACCACCACUGAUAAGUCUCUCAUCUCGAAUACUUUGACUACAUUUCAUCUGGAUUAGUAGUAGUUUUAUUAUAUUCACAAACAUCCAACUAUGGAAGUCAUUCAGUACUGGCUUCAUUUGGAAUGCUCAGCUUUAAAACUCGUCAUCUUAUAAAGUAUUCGGCAAAACACUUAAGACUAACUUAGGUAUCGAGUUUUUACACGGGUAACCUAGAAAAUUCCAUUUAAUUUCUUCUACAUACAAUAUUUCUCUUUAGUCACUUUAUAGAUAUUUUAAAGAUCUUACCUUUAUAUGAAUUUAUCUAGAAGUAUUUUUUGUCCAGUCCUUUACAAUGUACGUAUCUCUUCUUAAUCUUAAAACAAGAUACUUUUACCAUGAAAUAUAUAAAUUAUGUUCAAAGUGUGGGCUAAACCCUUUUGGGUUAUGAAAUACUAUAUAAAAUGUAAGGUCAAAUUGUACAUGUAUUUCAAUAUAGUACCAUACAUCAGAUUUACAAUUAUUUUAUGUUACCUUAGAAUAGAGGGAUUCAUGAAAUACUUUUAUCAGUACCUACAUUAUUCUAUAACUUUCCAUGAAAAAAUGGUUUUUCACAUUAGAACAAGAUAAUUGGUGUCCUAUUGGGUUACUUUCAUUGGGAAUUUCACCAACUUUAUGGCUCAAUAUUCCCUUUGCCUGAUUA